AUGCACCCACAAUUAGACAAAACCAGAUUCAACACAUGUGAAAAACUAAUGGACGCCCUAGAAGAAUGUCACAAACAAGAAUUUUUAAAACAAUGUUUAGGAAUGUGUAAUUUUGAAAAAGAUCAAUUAGCUCAAUGUUUACAUUAUACUAGAGUAAACGACUCUAAGAUUCGAAUUAGGGAAGCUAGAGCUAAGGCGAAAAAAUUGGAUGAUGUUAUGAAAAGAAGAGAAGAAGAAGAGUUUGGGAAAGGUGGGUAUUUGCGUAAAGUGCUUGAGCUUGAAAAGAAAUGA
Messenger RNA from Lodderomyces jiufengensis, 291 nucleotides. RefSeq lists its product as uncharacterized. Bases 1 to 291 code for a protein of 96 amino acids. The transcript has a single exon. The record is from RefSeq and is a predicted model, not a curated record. NCBI's taxonomy places the organism in Eukaryota, Fungi, Ascomycota, Pichiomycetes, Serinales, Debaryomycetaceae.